UUCCCGCUUAACCUGAUCAAUCGGUUUUACUUGAACGUGUGCGAAAAUAGAAAUCUCGCUCGGCUAGGACUGGUCACGCUCGUUUUAUCCCUUUUCCGACCGUGUGCAAAGUGAAAGGUUUUCACGGCGAUUAGGGUUGAUUCCGUUGCGUCGCUCGCUGCGGAAAUGGCUUCGGUGUCACGUUGGCACGUUUUGUUAUUUCUGUAGGUGUUGGAUAUCGGUGUAUCAAUUACAUUGAGUUUAUUCUGCUCGUUUAGCGUGAGGCUAAUCCACGCUCGCCGUGCAACGACUCGCGCUGCACAAGUUUUUCCAAUGUUAUGUUUUUAUGUGAUCCUGUGUGAUCGGUGAUUCGAGAAGUUAUUGAUAUAAGCUGAGUGACAUUGUAGCAGACAUAACGCAUAAUUUUAUCAGUGUCCGCAGCUGUCACCACCCACAAAACGAUGUAUUUAUCGUGAUAUACAUGAUUUACAUUUGGGACCAAUUAAGUAAAAACAUCACGGCACAUGCACGAGUUGAGUGUGUAAAAUGCAUGAAGCUCGUGUGUAAUAAUAAUUUUUCGCGAUAAAAUUUUAGCUCAAUCGCAAAUGGGGAAGAAAAGAGUUUCACUCCCGUGUUACAAACAAUCCAAUUUUUCGUACUUUGUACCGAGAAUAUUCACCCUAAUAGAAAUCCAUCGAUAGUACAUCCCUCGUCAUAAGGAAAAAAAAGAGUCGCUUCCGCGUUAGUACUCUAUCGAUCACAGGCGCUUUUUCUGAAAAGCGUUGGAGGUACGGGACACAAAGAGACGGUCGUGCAAGUGCGAGGAUAUGCGAUUACAGUUAAUCACUUUAGUCGCGAGCGAGCGAGCUGGUUUGUCGAACGCGAGAGAAAUUAGGAAGAUGCUCUAAGCGAACUCUGAACAUUAGUGUCGCUCCGCGGAAGAAUCGUUGCAACUGUCGGCGUAAGAUAUGUUGGUGGAGAGUGCGUUGGCUCUGUUUGCGCUCGUUAAUCAGUUCAAUUGAAUAACGUAUUAAUACUCCGGGGUCAUCGCGAGAGUUAAUCGCAAUGUCCACGCCGGACACGAUGGAUACCAUCGACGAAGCGGAACAAGCGUGGCAUGAGAUGCUGGAGUGUGAGACUGGAUCCCUUUUAGGCAGAGUGGCGGACCUCGAAAGGCAAUCUUUGGCACAGAGGGACGAGAUAGUUUGUCUUCGCGCCACUUUGGCGGACGCGCUAAGGCGAAUCGCCCAGCUUGAGGCAAGAGAAAAGCGGGAGGAUGACAGGAAUGAAAGGAGAAACGAGAGGAUGGUGUCCUCGCCCUUAAGGAACGGUCAUGUACCUCUCAGAAGUAGUCAAAAUUCGGUGCCACAGAAGGACUUGAGGCUACGCCAGACCGGUGGCCUCAGAAAUUCCUCCUCUUCGGGAUCGUCGCAGGAUGUCCGCGACGCGACGUCCAGUCCGAGACGGCCUGCCAGCUACGUGCAUCCCUCUCAACUUCCUCAAAGGAGAUCCGUCCACUAUCAAUCAACGGGCUCUUUACAUUCCGAUAGUCCGAGUAGUAGUAGUGUUUCUCCGGUGCCAUCGCCCAGCCCUAGAGCUACGCCACUGCCUGUAGCCAGAUCACCCACGGCAAGAUCAAACGGACCGCCGCAAAGUAGCCUAAGAAGAGCGAAGAGAUGGUCGUCCACCGGCGAUUUUACACAUACCCCGCAAAACCAGGGAAGCAAUUCCCAGCUCGUCGGUACCAGAUUGUCUGCGUCCACCAAGUCCCUGUUCAACCUGUUCAAGCCACCGGCGAUGAACAACGUCAAGCACGGCACUAGAGACAUGCAGUACAACGAGGAGGAAGGUACCGUCCGCAUGUAUCUGCGCGGUCGACCGGUCGUUCUUUACGUCCCUACAUCCAUGAUGGAAUCCUACGACCUUCACAAAGUUAGCACGCCGCCGCAGAGCAAAUUAAAGCUCGACUGGGUCUACGGUUACCGCGGCCGCGAUUGCCGUAGCAAUUUACACCUGCUGCCAACCGGCGAGAUCGUAUAUUUCGUCGCGGCAGUCGUUGUUCUCUACAAUAUGGAGGAACAUAGUCAGAGACAUUACCUAGGUCAUACAGACGAUGUUAAGUGCAUAGCGAUUCAUCCUAACAAAUUGGUUGUCGCGACAGGACAGGUGUGCGGAACGGAUCGUCGGGAUGCUAUGCCACACAUAAGAAUAUGGAACUCCGUUAGCCUGACGACUCUCAGCGUGAUCGGCAAUGGCGAAUUCGACGGAUCGAUUUGCUGUCUGUCAUUCUCCAAGGCCGACGGCGGGAAUUAUUUGUGCGCCAUCGACGAGACCUCCGAUCACAAUAUAUCGAUCUGGGACUGGCAGAAGAGCGAUCGUGGCACCAAAGUGACCGAAACGAAGUGCUCUGUCGACACGGUGGUUUGCGCCGAGUGGCAUCCGCUGGAACGUAACCAGAUCGUCUCUUGCGGAAAGGGACACGUGUCCUUUUGGUCCCUGGACAACGGCGGCAUGCUGUACAAACGUAUGGGCAUCUUCGAGAGCAGGGACAAGCCCAGAUACGUUACCUGUGUCGCCUUCAAUCAAAACGGUGACAUUCUCACCGGCGACAGCAAUGGCAACAUCAUUGUUUGGGCUCGAGGUACUAACACAAUUUCAAGGCUAGUGAGAAAUCUCCACGAAGGAUCGAUUUUCUCCAUAUGUGUUCUGAAAAAUGGUAACAUUAUCACGGGAGGCGGCAAGGACGGCAAGAUUUUGUAUUUUGACGCCUCUUUAAAUCUGACGGGAGAAGAAGCCCAGAUCGAGGAUCAUUUCGGCGGAAUUCGAACGCUCUCGGAAGGAAGGGGCACUCAGUUAUUAAUUGGCACGACGAGAAACUGCAUUCUCGUCGGCGAGAACGAUAUGGGUUUCAAUCCUGCAAUGCUGGGACACGCCGAAGAAGUUUGGGGACUUGCGGCUCAUCCGACCUUACCUCAGUUCGCUACUGCGGGACACGACAGAUUGUUGCAGAUGUGGGACAGUUUAAGUCAUACCGUGGUGUGGAGCAAAGACAUCGGGGAGCAAGCACAAAGUAUCACUUUUUCACCGGACGGUAAUAUCAUAGUCGUUGGCUGUGUGUCCGGGAAAUGGUUGGCAAUUGAUAGCGAAACGCGAGAAUUGUAUACACAUCAUAGCGAUGGUUCCGAGCCUAUGCAGGUCGUUCAAUUUUCGCCCGAUGGUUCCUUGCUUGCUCUCGGCUCUAGAGAUAAUUACAUUUACAUCUACCAAGUGAACGAGGACGCGACCAAGUAUAGUCGAGUUGGACGAUGUAUGCCAAAGCGGAUUCGAAGGCACGGAGGACAUUCCAGUUUUAUAACUCAUUUGGAUUGGUCCGUGGACGGUCAGUAUUUGCGCAGCAACAGCGGAGACUACGAGUUGCUUUAUUGGAAUCCUGGUGUGUGUCGUCAAAUUCCACAGUCUUCGAUGUUGAGGAAUGUUGAUUGGGCAACUCAUACCUGCGUGAUAUCGUUCGAGACAAUAGGCAUUUGGCCAGAGGGUGCCGAUGGAACUGACGUGAAUAAUUGCACACGAAGUGGUGAUGGCAAGCUUUUAGCUACCGGCGAUGAUUUCGGAAAAGUCAAAUUGUUCUCUCAUCCGGCAUGCCAGCCGAAGUCACUAUACCAUUCCUACGGUGGCCACUCGAGUCACGUAACGAACGUCUCGUUUUUGCAAGACGACUCCCGAUUGGUAUCGACCGGCGGCGCCGAUACAAGUGUUCUCCAGUGGAUAGUAAAUUAAGCGAGUCAUUUUCGAGCGAGUGAUUCUUAAAAGUGCACUUCAAGUUAAGAGGAGAAAUAGUGUCACCGUCGCGUCGCUUAAAAAACUAAAAAUAUCGCACGAUUUACUUAAUCACCACCGAGUAUCAAUGGCUUCUAUUCUUGAAAUAAUCGACGACGGAGUCAUCCUAACCCUCGAUUUUCGGACAUCAAGACAUCAUUCGCCGCACGAUGUAUUUACUUACGAACGAACAUCGUAAACAUUGUUCUUAAGAGGAUUCCACUUGUUUAAGAGUGGGGAGAUCAAACUGAUGCCUCGAUUUCUCAACAAUACGUUUGUCAUCGGGCGCAAGAUAUUCAUAAACUCGAAUAUAUACUCGUACGUAAAGCAACUGAAUGCACCGUGUGUGCGAACGUGUUUCCUUCUUGUAUCAGUAUAUGUGAUAGCACCGAUAUAAUCUUUUAUUACUAUUGUGUUCAACAUGCACAAUAUUAAUGGAGAAGCGCCUGUGUGGACGAGCGAUUGACAUGAUUACUCCGAGAGCGAAUAUAUUUCGGCAGUGUAUUUCUUGUUAACUACAACGAUUUAUUAAUUACUAUUAACAUCAUUAAUCAAAAAAAUAAAUAUUCUAUAUGGCGCCUUGCCAUACAUCUUUUUGUUUCUUUUUUUUUUUUAAAUGUUCCGCUAUUUUUGUGUUUCUUUUCUAGAUAACGAUUAAUGAUAAUCGCAAAAAUCGUCAAUUGAAUUGAAAAGAAUUCAAUUUUAGUUGAUUUUCUGUACACAAAAAGAACUCCACGAGUUGUCUUUAUAUAUUCCCAAAUAAUACGUAAAUGGAUGUACUUUUUUUUAUUUCUGUGCAAAAUAAUGUGUGCACGCGCGUACGUAUAGUAUGUCGUGCAUUAAUUAACGAGUAUAGACUUUGUCAAAAUAUAGAAACUGUUAUAAUCAAACAAAUGCACAGAACAAAGUAAUCACCUCUCUGAUAUUAUACAUAAAUAUUAUAUUGUUAAAUUAAUACCUUACGCGAGGUGAUUGAAUUUUGUUCAAGCAAAAUCAAAUAUUUGAUAUCUGUCUCAAGAGUUUCUAUUUUAUUUCAUUCAUCAAGCAAGCGCAUGCGAUGCGGAUAUAUAUACCUAUAUUUUAUAUAUAUUAUGCUAUACUAUUCCGAGAUUAAAUUUGAAAGGUUUGAUAAAACGAUAUCGAUAUUUGAUAUCGAUUCGUAAAUAAACAAUGUGCUUGCACGCACGCGUAGGUAUAUACGAAGUAUUCUCGAAGUCAUGCUAACUGUCCUAAAUAUGUUUCGAUAAAACGCAAUAUUGUGCGAGAGACUUGAGGACGGAUCUCGAGCGGAAAAGCUUCGCGCGUUUCUGCGAACGAAGGGAACGUACGAAAACUUAUUCCGUCGUGAACGAAGGAACCAAGGCUUCUCGCGGCCAGAAGCACGAAAGUGAAGAAGGCCAGAAGGAAAAGUCCCUAAGAAUGUUAGCGAAGGACUCGACACGCGGGCCCGAUCGCGCGCAAAAAAA
Molecule: messenger RNA, 5261 nt
Organism: Wasmannia auropunctata (little fire ant)
Lineage: Eukaryota; Metazoa; Arthropoda; Insecta; Hymenoptera; Formicidae
Product: echinoderm microtubule-associated protein-like 2
Exons: 19
Coding region: 1045-3756 (903 amino acids)
Biological process (GO): microtubule cytoskeleton organization
Cellular component (GO): mitotic spindle
Molecular function (GO): microtubule binding
Source: RefSeq, a predicted model, not a curated record